UGUAUCCUCAUUGUCCAUAUUGCAUUCUUGACCCUCCCAGCCCCAUCACCAACUUUGCCAGUGCUCGCGACGACGAGAAUAUGGUAGCGCCCAAGGACGAAGGAGGGGGGAGGACACGGAGAGGGGCGCUGAGGGGAGGACACGGAGAGGGCCGCUGGGAGCGGGGGAGGAAGGCCCUCGAGAAGGGCGGGGAGACGGAGAAAAAGAAGAAGAGCAAGAAGGGGGACGAGAAGGGGCCGCGGCACUUGUUGGCGGGCAGCUUCGAGGCGGGCGAGAGGGCGGGGAGGGGGCACGUGCGCGCGAAGAGGAGGUGGCACGAAGAUGUGGCGACGUUCGCGCGCGACGAAGGGCGACGGGCGUGCACCAGAAGGAAGAGGGGGAGGCGGGGGGGAGCAUAGAGGCAGGCGGGAGGGACGAAGGAGAGGUGGGAGGGACGAAGGAGAGGGGGGGAAGACAGAGGAGAGGCGGGGGAGGACGUGUCGGGCGCGUCGUCGUAGACAGAACACUUUGUAUCAUGUAGUUCUGCUAUACAUUUUCGUUUCCCUACCCUACGAGCCAGCGAGGCGGCGUGAAAGGGGGAGGGGGGUGCUGCGACGCGGCGCGAAA
Molecule: messenger RNA, 606 nt
Organism: Schizophyllum commune H4-8
Lineage: Eukaryota; Fungi; Basidiomycota; Agaricomycetes; Agaricales; Schizophyllaceae
Exons: 2
Coding region: 81-398 (105 amino acids)
Source: RefSeq, a predicted model, not a curated record